AUGGGAAAAGAGAAUUUUAUCCUGCAAAUCGAAAACUCCGUUGAGUUCAAACUGCUCGACAAAGUAGUCAGGAACGAUGUCACAGCGCAAGAUGCAGUCCAAGGCGUUAUCGACAUGACUAUGACUGCAUUGUCCAUUCAUGGUCCAAACAAGCAAGGGGGUAUCGGUCUCCCAGACUACAAUAUCUCGCUUGCGGUGUUGGAGCUCGCUCAACGCCUAGAGCCAUCCAAACACACCACGCUGGUCGAGUUUAUAACUCGGCUCCAGAAACAGAUUGCCGUUGAUCCAUCCACGAACGAGCCACUGAGGGUCCAGGGGGAUACCCUCUGGACAGACAUGCCGUCAUUCGGCUACACAGAGCUUGAGACGUGGUACGAGUUUGGUGGCGAUUACAAAGAUCCAUGCAAUGCAACGAUGGACUCUGGGCAACGGGAUCGCUGGGUGAAUCUCAACGCUUUCCUCGCGCAGCUUACUCAGGCUGCAGAUAUUUGUUAUCCACCUCCCACGGAAGAAGUGCGAUUCUCUCCUCUGGACAAGUCCCUACGGGCCAUCUGGACUAUCGCCAUGGCACUUGAGAAUGAGGGCCCUCUCACGUCGCUGGGAGAUACAGCGGCGAUGGAGGCUGCCUGCCAGUGGUUCAUCUACGCUGCAGAGCGGCUGUGGGCGAAUGUGCUUAAUAAUCGCACAUAUCCUGAGGCGGCGGGUGCUGGGCCGGGAAAGAGAUACGCAGAGGAAGGGUGGUCGGGGUAUACGCGGCAGCGAUGGGCAAUUUGGGAGGAUGCGCUGAAGGGGGCCAGGACGUCAUGCGAAAAUGAUCGGAUGGGGAAGCUGAUUGAUGAUGCUUUGGGGGGUCUUAGAAGAGCGAUGUUGGAUCAAUAG
Aspergillus terreus NIH2624 is the source of this 879-nucleotide messenger RNA. Its product is annotated as DUF3632 domain-containing protein. Lineage: Eukaryota; Fungi; Ascomycota; Eurotiomycetes; Eurotiales; Aspergillaceae. The record is from RefSeq and is a predicted model, not a curated record. The transcript has 2 exons. Bases 1 to 879 code for a protein of 292 amino acids.